Molecule: messenger RNA, 240 nt
Organism: Penicillium hordei
Lineage: Eukaryota; Fungi; Ascomycota; Eurotiomycetes; Eurotiales; Aspergillaceae
Exons: 1
Coding region: 1-240 (79 amino acids)
Source: RefSeq, a predicted model, not a curated record
AUGGUCGAAUCUCCCCUUGCUGCGGCACGUACAGGUCGACUCUAUCUCCUUGACGUGGGCCGUUCAACAUAUCCAGAACACAAUGGCCGAAGUCUUACCUGCCGAUCGGAUGGUUCUCAUAUCCAGGAGUUGAUUACCAACAUCAGAAGUCUCCCCAACGGACUCGCCGUUGACACGGAUCACCAGCACAUAUACUGGACAAAUAUGGGAAUCCCCGCUGACAACGACGGGUCCAUAUAA